AUGACGAAGUGGGGCAGCAACAGCUUGCUUCCCAUAGUACUGACAACCAUAUGCUGUAAUGCUGUUGCUCUCAUCACGGCUGCACCAAGACCCUCUCCUGUGUCAAUACCAGUAAGGACCGACUGGUUUGGAUACGAUGGCAAUUGGAGUCCUGUGUCGGUCAGAGUAGGGACACCACCACAGUGGGUCGACCUUUUUGUCAGUACCGCUAGCCAGGAGACAUGGGUCGUUGGGAAUGGAGGCUGCGACGGUACUACUGAAUGUCGGACCAAACGAGGUGGCGUCUUCCAAUCCAACGAAUCCAGCACCUGGGCCGAUCAAGGACCAUUUGUGCUAGGUCUUGAUCCCCAGCUUGGCUUCAGUGGAGAUGGAAUUUACGGGUUUGAUAACAUAUCUCUAAGCAACGACAUCUCAGUACCCUCGCAGGUGGUCGGCGUCAUCAAUUCCACGGACUACUGGCUUGGUUUCUUUGGUCUUGGAGUCGAACCAACUAAUUUUACCUCUGCCGACAAGCCAACUUUUCUCGACAAUAUGGUGGAAACUAUGAGCUUGAUUCCAAGUCAUAGUUAUGGCUAUACAGCCGGCGCCUAUUAUCGCUUGAAAAGUGUUCCUGCUUCGUUGGUACUGGGAGGGUUCGAUGCCAACCGAUUUGAGCCUCACAGUACAACUUUCGAACUAGACCCAAACCAAAACCCAGUCGUCGCGCUCAAUGAGAUCACGGUGACCGCCCAACCGCUUCCGUCGUCUAACGUCAGCGCCGCAUGGCCUAGCAAUUCACUGACACUGCUUGGCUCUAGUGACGCAAAUCUCUUCACUAUAGACUCUUCAACGCCGUACCUUUGGUUACCCGAAGCAGUGUGUUUGGAAUUUGAAAAAGCAUUCGGUCUUACUUACGAUGACGUCGUUCAAUUGUAUACCUUUGGCUCCAAUUCUACCCAACAUGAAGUAUUGGUCAAUUGGAAUAUGACAUUUCAAUUCACUGUCGCGGAUUUACCAGGGUCUUCGAACUCGGUAUCACUCUCUCUGCCUUAUGAGGCUUUCGAUUUGCAACUUUCCUAUCCGUAUCCUGGCCUGAACGCCAACCAGUCUUCACCUCCCACAAACUACUUUCCGCUUCGAAAAGCUGCGAACAACACACAAUAUACCAUUGGAAGGACUUUCUUACAAGAAACCUAUCUCAAAGUUGAUUACGAGCGCAACAAUUUCUCGAUCUUUCAAGCAAAAUUUUCCCCAAACGCUUUAGCAGACACAGACUUGAUCUCUAUUACCAGACCCCCGAAUAGUACAUUCGAAGGACCAGAAGUUGUACCUCCGAAGCCGAUCUUAAGCAAACCUGGGAUAGCCGGCGUGGCUGCCGGUGGUGCCAUAGCUCUCGUCUCUUUGAUUUGUCUGAUCGUACUCUGUAUCCGUUCUCGACGGGGUGACAAAACUCAUGACUACUUUAGAGAGAAGGAAGACGAAGACCAGCCCAGGAAGAAGACCUCAAACAGUAGGUUCCUCAGAUGGCUCUUCCGUCUACCCAAACCCGAAACACCAACAGAGAUCGGCGGAUCUGAUAGAUUCGCCUUUGAGGCUCCGACCGGCCGGGAAUGUAUGGAGCUGCCGGCGAAGACAGCCAAGAGCGAACUUGAAGGAAGUGAGCCUGACACUCCAGUAUAUACUGAAGCUGAUUACAGGAGUACUGGAAACGCGAUCAAUGCCAUCGGCCAUGAUCCAGAUGAACCAGUUGAGCUGCCUUACUGUUCGAGUGCUCGAGGCUACUAUGAGCCUGAGACAGCCUCAAAGAUUCGAAUCUCGGACUCAGCUUCUGCUCCGGUCAAGCUCAUUAAGGAUUUGCAUAGCUUGAGUCGGCAAAAUACGCAGACUACCGCAGGGAUCAGCAGCACAAGCAACACUCCGAGUAAAAGAUCUAGUAAAGAUGUUUCUCCGAUUUUCAUCGUCAGUCCAAUUACACCCAGAGAAGCGAGUCCUGGGUUUUCAUCUCUCUCUACAAUCGCAAGACGAGAAGCAUGGUACGAUUCCAAAGAGAGUUGGGGCGGCCAAAGAGUCAAGCGUGGCACGCCAGUCGUUAGUGACGAUGGGAAAACUCGAGGCUCGAAGAGCAGCAAUGGAUCGAGUGCCACCAGGGGUAUCCCUCGGAGUGCACCGCGGAUUUUCAGCUGGAAGGCAGAUCCGGAUCCGGAGCGAAGGGUUGUGGGAAAUCAUACUCCAACAGACAGUACGAUUCACGCGCUUCCAUGA
Messenger RNA from Letharia columbiana, 2241 nucleotides. RefSeq lists its product as uncharacterized. Gene Ontology annotation, cellular component: fungal-type vacuole. The transcript is spliced from 2 exons. The record is from RefSeq and is a predicted model, not a curated record. Gene Ontology annotation, biological process: proteolysis. Bases 1 to 2241 code for a protein of 746 amino acids. Gene Ontology annotation, molecular function: aspartic-type endopeptidase activity. Lineage: Eukaryota; Fungi; Ascomycota; Lecanoromycetes; Lecanorales; Parmeliaceae.